This is a messenger RNA of Paramuricea clavata, 1069 nucleotides long. The record is from the annotation of a GenBank genome assembly. NCBI's taxonomy places the organism in Eukaryota, Metazoa, Cnidaria, Anthozoa, Malacalcyonacea, Plexauridae.
AUGAGCUGUGAGAGUGCCAGAAACUUCAAGCGUAAAGUGAAAAAACGUCCAAACAGUAGUGCAUUGACAACCAAGCAAAAGGAAGGUGAAGUAAUUUUGUCAAACGGUUACACUGUACGGUAUAGGUCAAAAGUAGUAAUAAUUUUUUAAAUGAUGUAACAGUCGUUUUUUAUUAAAUGAAAAUAAACCUGUAGAACCAGUCUACAUUAACAACCACUUUACUUUACUUUCAGAUAUUCUGCCAGAAUUCUCUCUAAAACCAGGUAGAUUCACUGUAGAAGUUUGCCUUGAUCAUUAUAUACGGCUGAUUCAAGAAGGUUGUCCUUUGCAAACGAUAAACAUUAAACCUUAAACUCUGAUGGGGGCAUCAUUUAAUCAUUUCAGAAGAAAUCGUAUAUGGGGCCUAUUUCUUAGAGACAUGCUAAAUAUCUCCUUACAACAACAAUUCAGUCACAAAUAGCUGCAAUAUUGAACUACUAGAUUGAAACUUGUGCUCCCAUUAAGCUCUGUGCACUUAGAGUUUAAGGUUUACAGUUUAAGGUUUGCAAAGGACAACCUUUUUUGAAUUGGCUGUAUGAAUUGUUUUGUUUGAUCAAUACAGUUAAUACAUUGGGUGGGUGUUUAAUGCAUUGUAAAGGACGAUCAUGUCCUAUUGCAUUUUACACCUGCCUCAUGGUAAAUCUUUAUAUAAAUGAUACAAAGAUGCAGUGAAAACUAUUGAGUCAUCUGAGAAACCGUCGUUUAAAAUGAAUAAGGCAAAACAUACUUGUUUUAGGGUCCUUUUCCGUCAUGAAUUACUGUACUGUUUCUAUGCCUAGUAACGUGUUUACUUUAAUUAGGAGAUCAAGUGGAAAUCCUAAAUGCCAAUAAUCAGGAAAUUGGAAGCGGAGAAAUCACCUCCCAAAUUACGGUGCACAGAUAUGAAGUAGCAGGUGGUUGGAUUCCUCUUCUUGUGAAAGAAAUAGUGCCUAUUACAAAGACAUGGUCUGAAUACCCAAGUCAUUCGGGUACUGUGGAGAUAAAGAGUUUUGUUGCUUGGCCAAGCGUCCAUUUGCGUGUGAAGGAGUAG